Podarcis raffonei (Aeolian wall lizard) is the source of this 2367-nucleotide messenger RNA. Its product is annotated as cytosolic beta-glucosidase-like. NCBI's taxonomy places the organism in Eukaryota, Metazoa, Chordata, Lepidosauria, Squamata, Lacertidae. The transcript is spliced from 7 exons. The coding region runs from base 606 to 2099 and encodes 497 amino acids. Gene Ontology annotation, molecular function: hydrolase activity, hydrolyzing O-glycosyl compounds. The record is from RefSeq and is a predicted model, not a curated record. Gene Ontology annotation, biological process: carbohydrate metabolic process.
UAUGGAUCAGCGGGGAGUGAAAAAACUGCCGUUUGCGCCCCGUUCGCUUUGCGUUUUGCAGCGAGCGCGCAGAUCUGUCGCCGUGCAUUGAUCGGUUCCCUUCCACGGUGGGAAGUGCGGGGAAGACAGAGAGAGAGAGGCGGGACUUGAAAGGAGCUCGUGUCGGGUUUACAGGCUUGCAGGCUUGCCAGCACUUGGACCUGGAUGCCAGAGUCAAUGUGGACCACAGAGCCAGUUCAUCUUCACAAAGAGCACCAUCUUGAGUCACCCAGUGGCACCAUUUUCCAUACACUGGAAUGGCCAGCUCCUCUCAAGUUUUUCUCUUGCCACAAAGUCUUUUGUGUCUUCUGCCUCCUCCCCUGCCCCCAGAUUCCUGCCAGAUGCAGUAGUUUGUCACUUUCCAAGUAGCACGGGAUAUAAAAUGCUGCCCUCUGAACCCCAGGCAUCCAAGCUAUUAUAAACGAAGCAAGAUUUAUUCUAGAGACCUGGAGCGGACACGUCACUUCUUCUGUCCUCUCUGACUGACCGAAAUCUGCUUGGGGCAAAAACAGGCAGGAAACAGCAAGCAUUCGCUGAUUGACAAAGAGACAGACCAUCCUAGGACCAUGGCCUCAGCUCUCUCUGGUGCAUCCAGCACCCUUGACUCUUCUGCAGACUCCAGCUGGAAUCCAGAAGGCGCUUCUUUCCCAAAAUCGUUUGCUUGGGGCGCAUCCACAGCUGCAUACCAGGUUGAAGGAGGCUGGGAUGCAGAUGGAAAAGGCCCCAGCGUUUGGGACACGUUCACGCAUCAGGGAGGAGAUCGGGUUUUCAAGAACCAGACUGGUGAUGUAGCUUGUGGCAGCUAUACUCUGUGGGAGGAAGAUUUGAAAUGUAUCAAACAGCUUGGAUUGACUCAUUAUCGCUUCUCUCUUUCCUGGUCACGUCUGUUACCUGAUGGGAAGACAGGUUUCAUCAACCAGAAAGGAGUUGAAUAUUAUGACAAAAUGAUUGAUAGUCUGCUAGCAAAUGACGUGACUCCUGUGGUCACCCUGUAUCAUUUCGACCUACCGCAGUGUUUAGAAGAUCAAGGGGGCUGGAGAUCAGGGGCCAUGGUGGAAGCCUUUGAUAGUUAUGCCCAGUUUUGCUUCAGAACCUUUGGGGACAGAGUGAAGCUGUGGAUCACCAUUAAUGAGCCGUAUGUUAUGGCUGAGCUCGGCUACGAAGAAGGUAUGAUGGCCCCAGGUAUUAAGGAGCUUGGCACCGGAGCAUACCUGGCCGCUCACAACAUGAUCAAAGCUCACGCUGCAGCCUGGCACACUUACGAUAGGCUAUUUCGGAAAACACAGGGCGGACUUGUGUCUAUAGCGCUCAACUCGGAUUGGGCAGAACCCUUUGAUCCGAAUUCUGUUGCUGACCAGGAAGCUGCUAAGAGGCACGUGGCAUUUUGCCUGGAUUGGUUCGCUGCCCCAAUCUUCCUCAACGGCGACUAUCCAGCCAUCAUGAAAUCCCAGAUUUCUGCUAUGUGUAAAAGGCAAGGUUCUCCAUCAUUGAGGCUUCCAGAAUUUACCGAGGAAGAAAAGAUGAUGAUCAAGGGCACCGCCGACUUUUUCUCUCUAAAUUAUUACACUUCCCGCAAAAUUAAGCACCGAGAUAAUACACAUAGCCCACCGAGUAUGUCUGCGGACAAGGAAGCGGAGCAAGUAACAGAGCCAUCCUGGCCUGUAGCAACCGGCAGUUCUUGGCUGGCUGUUGUUCCAUGGGGUUUACGCCGCCUGCUGAAAUACAUCAAGGAUACAUAUAAUCACCCUAUAAUUUACAUCACCGAGAAUGGGUUUUCCCAAAGUGACCCUGCUGCACUCGAUGACACUCAACGCUGGGAGUAUUUCAGGCUGACUUUACUGGAGAUUUUAAAAGCAAUCUACAUUGAUGGCGUCCAACUGAAAGGCUACUUUGUGUGGUCCCUUUUGGACAACUUUGAGUGGACUUGCGGAUACAGAUCUCGCUUUGGACUCUUCCAUGUGGACUUCGAAAAUCCGGCUCUCCCUCGAGCUCCUUACAAAUCGGCCAUUGAAUACGCCAAAGUUAUUGCCAACAAUGGACUGAUGAAAUCACAUGGUUGACAACUGUCUGUUAAUAAUAAACGUUGGCCACUUACAAGAGAGGCACAUGCCGUGAAAUUGCCAAAAAUAAACCAAGCUGAAUUUUAAUUUUCAAUAACUAUUUCUCAAAAAGCAGAAAUCAGAGCAAUAACUAUGCAGAAAGGGGAAGUGAACCUAUAAAGUUUUAAAGUUUGAAUUUAAAAUAAAUAAAUACAAAAUAAAUACAAAUAAAAUAAAUAAAUAAAAUAUAUUAACAUUUUCUGUAAUGUUUAAAAUACUUUUGACUUAA